Molecule: messenger RNA, 885 nt
Organism: Lycium barbarum (goji berry)
Lineage: Eukaryota; Viridiplantae; Streptophyta; Magnoliopsida; Solanales; Solanaceae
Exons: 3
Coding region: 1-885 (294 amino acids)
Molecular function (GO): nucleic acid binding; zinc ion binding
Source: RefSeq, a predicted model, not a curated record
AUGUCGAAUUUAUCGAAGCUUGAGUUUGUGGCACUUGAUAUCUCUGGAAAGAAUUACUUAUCAUGGGUACUCAAUGCUGAAAUUCACCUAGACUCCAAAGGCCUUGGUGCCACUAUUACUCAGGAUAAUACAACAUCGAGUCAGGACAAAGCGAAGACAAUGAUUUUCUUUCGUCAUCAUCUAGAUGAAGGAUUGAAGGUUGAAUACCUGACAGUGAAAGAUCCACUUGAAUUGUGGACUGGUUUAAAGGAAAGAAUUACUUCCCAAUUAAAAUUAUGUGGGGAUAAUAUAACUGACGAGGAUAUGUUGGAAAAUACUCUUACGACUUUUCAUGCCUCUAAUUUGCAUAAUACCCUUUUAUUGAAAAAUCAUGAAGCCCGUCCCAUUGGAACUGCUCCAUUCCCGGAAGCGAAUGUGGCAGCAACACGUGGCCCAUCUGAAAGAAGACAAAAUAAUCGGGGCCAUAAUAAUGAGUGUGGGCGUGGCAGGGGAAAGGGACGAUAUAAUAAUCGUCGUGAUGGUGGUCACCAUAAAAGGGAGAACAAUAUGGGUUAUCAGGGCAAUCCUUCAAGGAACAACUGUCAUCGUUGUGGUUUGAAAGGUCACUGGAAAAAUGAAUGUCGGGCGCCUGAACAUUUUGCCAGGCUUUAUCAAAAUUCCUUCAAAAGAAAGGCAAAUAGAGGUGGUGCAAAUAAAGGUGGUGCCUCUUCUUCUAAUGCCCGGGUGGAGUCACACAUGACUUUAAAAAAUGACGAUGAGGCAGGGCCUUCACGAAAAUAUGAUGAUAAUGUUGAAGCUAAUUUGGCUUUGAAAGAUGAAGAUUUUGAUGGGCUUGAUUAUAUUACUCAUUUGGAAGUUGAAGACUUCUUUGGAGAUCAAAAUUGA